Molecule: messenger RNA, 1390 nt
Organism: Rubroshorea leprosula
Lineage: Eukaryota; Viridiplantae; Streptophyta; Magnoliopsida; Malvales; Dipterocarpaceae
Source: the annotation of a GenBank genome assembly
GAGAGCGAGAGAGAAAGAUGGAGAAAAACAGAGAUUUCAUGGAGAAUUCCAAUUGUCAGGUGUCUAUCCAUCCAUUCUUCUUUUUGGGUGCUGCUUAAAUUGUUUGGUUUCCCGGAAAACAAAGGAAAAUUAUAAAAUUAUAAGUAUUGGUAGUGAUAGCUUUCAGUAUUCUUGACCCUUUUUUAUUCUUCUCCUUGUAGGUUUUUGGGUUAUUCAAACUCGAUCCACCCUUCUGAACCUCCUUGUAUGGGAAACUUGUUUACAAGCUAUGUGUAUGAGUCUCCUGUGCUGGACACAACUGAUGAUUUUAAAAGGUCUGCUGCUCACGACGAAAGUGAAUGUGAGGAAGGUGGAUUUCUCAUUGGAGACAGCUUCAAAGAGAAAUUUUGCACCCUUGUAAUUCAUCUUAUUGGCUUUCUGAGCCUCCAGAUUUCAAAACAGGUUCUCAAGCGUACUUAUGAAUCUCCUGUCUUGUGUAUGGUGGAUGGAUUUAGAGACACUUCUUUUGAAGAAAAAGAAUCUGAGGAAAAGUUUGUUGUUGAAGAUAGUAACCAAGAGGAAGAAGACAAUUUUGGGAUUAUGGGGAAAACUAAAAAUAGGGAUGAAGUUAUUGUUGGUGAGAAGCAAAGCUCAAGUCGGUUUGAAAAAUGCACAUCUCUAUCUCUAGGAUAUGAUGACCAAGAAAAUGGAUUUGAGGGAGCCAAGGAAAACCUGUUUGGUCAGGAUAAUAGUUUGUGCUUUGAGAAGAUUUUGGAGCAAAACUUGGAAGCACAACUAUACCAUCACAAACCAGUGGGAUCUGUUUACGCAAACAUGUUGAUAACUCUAAUGAUGAAGGUUUUGUGUCUAAAAUGGAGCAAGAUUCUUCCCAUGAAGAAACUGGCCCUCAGACUCAAGCUUCAAACAGAAGUACAUUGUCCCGAUUCAAAGCCUGUUUGUGGAGUGUCAUUUAGAAAGCCAGUUCAUAGAAGCAAUUGCAGAAAGGGGAUUUAUCAGAACGAGGAAGAACAGAUUGGCAAGAAUAAAUCAAGAAAAUUCUCCAAGAGGGCCUCAACAGAUUCUUCUGGAGUGUUCCAGAAAAUUUGGCAGCAUUACAACAUGUUGAAAGGAUCUUGUUGAGAAAAGAAGGGUGUUGGUCGAAACAACAACCAACAAGCUGGAAGAUGGUGCUGCCCUCGGAAGAGUAAGUAUCACCAUAGUCCUCCUUUGAAACGGAGCAAUGGGUUUUGAGUGUAAAAAAUUGAAAUGUUCUGCUUCUGCAGGUAUUAAGGGCUUGUAAAUUUGUACUUCAGUGUUUUUGGUAGUAUGUGAUGCAUCAUUCCCUACUUAUCUGCGGUCAUGAAACGGUGCGUUUUGUAUUUUCAAACAUGAAUAUAGAACAGAGGAGGGU